Molecule: messenger RNA, 3006 nt
Organism: Hymenoscyphus albidus
Lineage: Eukaryota; Fungi; Ascomycota; Leotiomycetes; Helotiales; Helotiaceae
Source: the annotation of a GenBank genome assembly
AUGUCUUCGCAUUCGAGUUCUCCAUUGCCCGCUCCUGAACUUCCGGCUUCGCCGUCAGAACCGUUUCCUCUUCUCACGCCUGAACCCGCGCAUAGAGUCUGGGAUCCGACUCCAAACUCCAAACAAAAUGGCAAAUUCGUUACCGCAAAAACUUCGAGUCUUACCCCCGCAUCAAACACUACAUCAAUUAACUGCCAUCUUCCUAUGAAUCCUACCAUACCGGCUCCACAGAGCAUCCUUCAAACUCCAUUUGGAUCUGAGGUUCCACCCAGUCAAGAUCCGUGUUACGUUUCUCUACCAACAGGCGAACCUCCAUCCACGCCGGGUCGACAAACACAAUCAGAUAAAUUAUCGUCCCCUGGUCACCUCAGCCCAGAGCCAGCAUCUGCUGGAUCAUGCCAAUCAUGUCCCACUCCAUGUAGUCGGAGCAGCAACAGCAGUGGCGGGUACCUCUCACCACCGCUUCCACAAGCUGAUUGUGAACAACCUCCUCACAAGCCACGAAGCGGUUCAGAUGGGCUGAAGAUGAUGCCAAAGCCCAAGAGAGCAAGGACUAUGCCGUUAGGUGGACUGUUUGCAAGAAGGCAUGAAGGAACGAAAAAGCGUCGCCAUCAUCAUAGGCGACUUCACAACUCUGACAAGUCUUAUAAUCGCUUGAGGGCAUACUCUCAAGAACGGCAAACUAUCCGAGACGGAUACGAUGACCGGAUGAGAAUCAUACAAAGUCGAGAUAUGGAGUUCAGAUUACAGAACACGCCAAAUAGCGCGGUAUCCUCCGAACACGAAUGGCCGAAUUACAUUGUCACUCCGCCAGCAGAUCAUUCAAGUAGAAGAUGGAGUUCAGCCUACACCAGAAUCGUAGGUUCAAAGGCGCCACAAUCAUCGUAUCUUCCACUGCCGGGUAUCUUCACAGACGCUUUAAUAAGCACGCCUGGUAGGUAUGCCGAAGCAGGUAAUAAAGCUUCUCCGGAUGGAUGUCCAGGCGCGCCACCAAACACAACCGAAGAACUCGACGUCCACGUCGACAAUGUCAUUCAUACGAUUCGUGAUAUUUUGACUGAAAGGAAGGUGAAACCAGUUCAGUUGAACCCGCCCUCGAGCAUCACCUUAACCAAACCAAGCUCAGAUGAUCAUGGAGUUUCUUCCCCUGGGGUGACUGUUCCGGUGGUAGACAUCCACCCUCUCGAACUCACUGACAAAGCUCCUGACAACAAAUCCUGCGGAACAGAAUGCUCGAAAAGGCUGUUUCAGAGACGGCCUACUGGGACUUUCUUGAUCACUAGCAAAGAUAUCCAAGCCAUUGCUGACCUAGUGGAGGCAGAAAUCAAUAGUCGUGAACCUCCUGGCCCGCUCAUCAAACAUUCCGUCGAGAAAUUAUCACCCUUAAUGUCGACGGUUAGACCCUCGGGUACUACCGUUCAAGCUACCAACUUACGGAAGAAGUGCCUUCGAAAACAUAUGACGGCCGAAGAUUAUUUUGAAGCCGGUGCUAUGAUGAGAAGAAAAAAGAAGCUGUCAGCGCAAUCAGGAGCUAGUGUACACGCUCUCAUUUGGGGAAUGACAGGGUCAGAUCACAGCAAUGGGUCGGGCGAUGAAAUGCCUACUCAUUUCGAUAAUUUCUACCGCGGCUUCUUCGGCAAGAGAUCUGAUACAACGACCACUACAAAACGCAUCAAAGGAGGCCCACGACAAGAAAAACAAGAAAUUAUUUGGAAAUCUGACAAAUCUCCCCUUUCUACACCCACCGCCUGCACCCUUCCAAAAGAUGAUUAUUUUCUUUCUGAACCCAACACCCCUAUACCAGGCAGCCCUGCCGAAUCGAUCAUCCUAAUGCCAAGCGACUUGCUUCAAGUUGACAAAGUAAAAGUUGACAAAGAAACUGCUAAAUCGGCCAUACCAUUCGACUCAAGCCAAUUGAUCACUACUUUCUUCCCCGGCGCACGGGAGUGGGCGUGGGAUCCCCCAAAUACGAAUCCUUCACGGGCCACAAUAUCUACCCAACAGCCUGUUUCUGAUAAUGACACAAGGAAACUCUCAAAAGACAGCCAAUCUCAAUCAGCUUCAGAGAGCUGUAAAUCAACCAAAAGAAAAAAGCAAGUAACGGCUCGUCGUCGACCCGGACUGACCACUACGGCCUCUCAACUCGCGGAUGUUGUUUCUUUCCCUCCUCUCGCUUCGCGAAAAACGACCAAUGACUGGUACUCACCAUUACCAAAUAUAGAGAUCGAACAUACAGGCCGCCAGUGUCAAUCUCUUUAUGAUAUCGGACUCGAUAUGACUUGUGGGCCAUCGGGCUCUAUAACGGUCACAACGAGAAGUCAAUCCCUGGUACGACCCGGAGAAAUCGUCAUUCGACCUCCUAUGAUGAGAUCCGAUGCAUAUUCAGAACCAAGACAAUUCAAGAAACCGCUUACCCUGCCUCAUAUUGUCAAAUCGGAGGGCUCUAUCAAACUCCAACCAAAAGCCGAGCCCAAGACGGGAGUUUCUGAUGAAACUGGUUCACGACUUGAUGUAUCUGUCGCAUCGGAAUCGCGUACGCUUGGUGGUGGAGAAAGUACGGUGAUAAAAAGAGUAAGGACUAUUGAUAGUCCUGACAAAGGGAAGAGAGCGGGAAUGUGGUCGCAGAGACGGCCGCCUUCUGUUUGCCCGCCACCUCGACCGCCUUCACCCACUGAGAUUGAAGCGCUUGCCAUUGAGGAUGCGGAAACUUGUUUGAGGCCGGCGAUUGCUACUAGUUUUGAUGUUGGCAUGAAUCUGAGAGAUAGAGCGCCUACUAUUGAGAGGACUGCGCUUUUGAAGGAGAAGAGUCCACAAGGGCCAGAGGAUGAUUGUGCUGUGAUUUAUAGGACGCUGACUGGGACUCUUGGGAGUGAGAGGGGUGGAAAUGCAAAUGGGGUGGAGGGAGAGUGUAGGGAUGGGGUUCAGGUGAAGAGAGAUUUGGGAAAGGGCUUGGAAGUUGAAGUGGGGCAGGAAGAGAGGAACCCUAGUGUUGAUUGGAUUGCUUGA